Paramecium pentaurelia is the source of this 393-nucleotide messenger RNA. The record is from the annotation of a GenBank genome assembly. NCBI's taxonomy places the organism in Eukaryota, Ciliophora, Oligohymenophorea, Peniculida, Parameciidae.
AUGUUAGUUUAUCCACCAAAAGGAGGAGUCAAUAGGGGCUAAAUAAUACCGUUGAAAUGCUGCUGCCCCCCUGAUUGUUAAUGCAAAUCUUCAGAAGUACGAGAUUGGCAUCAUAAAGAAUGUUCUGAGUAAUCUUUUAUCAGUUAAUAUGGUGAUAUAUUUUGUAAAAAUCACUUAAACAAAUGUGGUGGGUAUUUCAUUAAAGAUGCUUCUUUUUAAUGCGCUGCAUCUAGAUAAGCCAACACUUGGAAUUAAUUUAGAGCAGCUUCAUAAUUUUUAAUGGCAUUAGCCUAAGGUGUCCAAGCUGCUGAAAUUACCCUUGUUUAAGGCAAUGCAGUAGUCAACUUUAUAGCUAGUUUAAAUUCAGAAGUAGUAAGGAGAUGGCAUUAAUGA